CCUGGACUGGCCUUUCUGCACCGCCCUUCCCGGCACUGCUUCCCGUGGCAUCCCCAUUCAUGCUCAGCUGCUUAGGACUGGACGUCCACUGUGUCCAGGAGCAGCCAGAGCUUUAACUUCUCCUGCAGGCCUGGCUGACAGGAAUGGGGCCCUCAAGUGCACCUUCUCUGCAGCUGGCCAUAGCACCGGCCUGCUUCAGGGCCUGGCUGCCCUCCGUGCACAGGGCCAACUGCUCGAUGUGGUCCUCACUGUCAACAGCGAAGCCUUCCAUGCACACAAGGUGGUCCUGGCAGCCUGCAGUGACUACUUUAGGGCCAUGUUCACCGGUGGCAUGCGUGAGGCCAGCCAGACGAUCAUCCAGCUGCAUGGUGUGUCUGCACGAGGCCUGCGCCACAUCAUUGACUUCGCCUACAGUGCGGAGGUGACAUUGGACCUGGACUGCGUGCAGGAUGUGCUGGGCGCCGCUGUGUUCCUGCAGAUGCUGCCGGUGGUGGAGCUGUGCGAGGACUUUCUGAAAGCCGCCAUGAGUGUGGAGACAUGCCUGCACAUUGGACAGAUGGCUACCACCUUCAGCCUGGCAUCGCUGCGAGAGUCGGUGGAUGCCUUCACGUUCCGCCACUUCCUGCAGAUUGCCGCUGAGGAGGACUUCCUGCGCCUGCCACUCGAGCGCCUUGUCUUUUUCCUGCAAAGCAACCGGCUGCAGAGCUGCACCGAGAUCGACCUGUUCCGCGCUGCUGUGCGCUGGCUGCAGCAUGAUCCCGCCCGCCGUGCCCGUGCCAGCCUCGUGCUGCGCCAUGUGCGCUUCCCGCUCAUGCAGCCGGCUGAGCUGGUGGACAGCGUGCAGACGCUCGACGUCAUGCUGGACGAUGCCCUGUGUCGCCAGUAUCUGCUGGAGGCCUUCAGCUACCACGUGUUGCCUUGUCGCCAGCAUGACAUGCAGUCGCCGCGAACGGCUGUACGCUCAGAUGUAACAUCCCUAGUGGCCUUCGGAGGCACACCCUAUACCGACAGUGACCGAGCAGUCAGCAGCAAGGUAUUUCAGCUGCCUGAGCCUGGGGCCCGCCACUUCCGCGAGCUCACGGAGAUGGAGCUAGGCUGCAGCCACGCCGGCGUGGCUGUACUUGAUAACUUCGUGUAUGUGGCAGGUGGCCAGCACCUGCAGCACCGCAGUGGCGAGGGCGCCGUGGACGCCUGCUACCGCUACGACCCGCAGCGCAAUCGCUGGCUGCGGCUGAGGGCGCUGCGUGAGAGCCGCGUGCAGUUCCAGCUCACAGCACUGGGUGGACUGUUGUAUGCCACUGGUGGCCGCAAUCGCGCAGGCAGCCUGGCUUCUGUGGAGCGCUACUGCCCCCGCCGUGACAGCUGGGACUUUGCUUGCCCGCUCAAGCGGCGCACUUGGGGCCAUGCGGGCGCUGCAUCUGCUGGUCGCCUCUACAUCUCAGGCGGCUAUGGUGUCUCUGCUGAGGACAAGAAGGCGGUACAGUGCUACGAUCCUGCGGCUGAUCGUUGGGAGCCCAGGGCACCUAUGCAUGAGCCUCGCGUGCUGCACGCUAUGCUGGGUGCUGCAGGCCGCAUCUAUGCCCUAGGCGGCCGCAUGGACCAUGUGGACCACUGCUUCGAUGUGCUUGCGGUGGAGUACUACGUGCCCGAUACUGACCAGUGGACCAGGGUGGCCCCUAUGCGCACUGGCCAGUCGGAGGCUGGCUGCUGCCUACUGGAAAGGAAGAUCUACAUUGUGGGUGGCUACAAUUGGAGGCUGAACAACGUCACAGGCAUUGUGCAGGUGUACAACACUGAGACAGACGAGUGGGAGAGAGACCUACACUUCCCCGAGUCCUUCGCAGGCAUUGCCUGUGCCGCUGUCCUGCUGCCCCGCGCCGGCCACGGGAGGUAGCUCUGAUUCCGGCCUGCCUGUGUUUCCCAGGAGUGUGGGAUCCCCAGCCCUUGGGGCCCCUACUUUUCAGCCCUGAGACAGCAGAGAGAUCUGGUCCCAGAGCUAUGGCGACACGUAGCCACUGCCCAGUGUGCGUCUCUGUGCUGUCCUUUGUGACAGCCUCGAUUUCCCUCAGUCCGGCCAGACACUCAAAAAUAAACUUGUGGACACAAAAUACCCAAGUCCCAAUGGGAACUGCCCCUCCCUGUGUCCUGGCCGGUUAAAAUCCCGGCUGUCCAGUGGGUAUAGGCACUGCCACCAAGCUCUGUCUUGGGACCCACAAGGCAGAAAGAGACUGACUUCUUAAAAUUUCCCUCUGAUCUCCACGUGGGCGCCAAGGCACACAUAUGUACACAAUCAAACGAGUGUGAUUUAAGACACUGUAAAUAAGCUCUCCUGGUGCCUGGGCACUCAGGACGCUGGAGCCAAAGGGUGCCCCAGAGGCACCGUGACAGGUGGCAGAUACAGAGACACAUAUCUUCACCCCAAUCCCCUGACUCUCGUGACAUGCACACUCCAGCAUCCCCAAGAGGUCCCCUGGUCAGUCAGGAUGGCAGCAUUCUUUGCCUGUGCUGUCCACCUUUUUAAGAAGACCAGUCAAGCGAGUGCAGUGGCAGGCUCCAGUACUCUGGAGGUGGAUGGGAGGGUUAUGGCAGGGGCUAUGCUGUCCAGGGCCACAGAGAGACCUUGUCUUAGAACAACAAAACCCACAGAAACCACAACAGGAAACAGAAAAGCCAACUUUCAGGUGGGGUGGCCCCUGUCUGUCAGGUGGGGCGGCCCCUGUCUGUCAGGUGGGGUGGCCCCUGUCUGUCAGGUGGGGUGGCCCCUGUCUGUCAGGUGGGGUGGCCCCUGUCUGUCAGGUGGGGUGGCCUCAUCUGACUACAAGUGCGACUGAGACGGUGGAGAAUGACCGUGCCGUCUCCCGUGCCGUCUCCCGUGCCGUCUCCCGUGCCGCUACAGACGGCCACACUCCAGGAGCCCCACAGUCCCAUCUUGGUGUCAGCGUGUUGUACGCUUUGUCUCUUGUUGUUUAAGAAAGGCAGUCCACUGUCUUCCACAAAAGACUUGUUCUCUGGUGAUUUAAAGUGUCUCCCUCUCUACAGACAGAUAGAUGUCACCUCUGUGCAACCCUCAUUGCAGGAGAAAUCCACUGCUGAGCAGUCCUCUCAUCUAAUACAGACAACCAGUGCUGAGUUCCCACAGCCCGUCCGCCUGCCUCUCCCACGGAACAGGGAGCUACAGGAUACCAGAGCUGGGUGGGCAGCCUGGAGAGGGUGUGUAGGAGGUGGUGAGAGACUUCUUCAGGUAGCUGCCGCCCCCAGAAGCCUUUCUCACUCUAGCUAUACACCCCAGCUGCAGAUGAGUCGCAGAGGCUAUGGUGGGGCGGUCAACAGGACCUGUUUUCAUCCUCCGAGCCCCAGCUCAGCACAGGGCCACAGCUGGGGACAAGUCUCUGAUACUCAAGGUCACCUUCCACCUCAUUCCUGCUACCUCAGCCCUUGUCCUCAGCAGCGGGUGUGUGGAAGGGAGUAGCCAGGCUGCCGGGGGCAUCCAAACAGAACCCACCAAGGCAUUCCAGCUCCCCCCCAACCUGAGCUUCCUGCAGAGAGAAUGCCUCCAGCAAGAAGCACAGACCCUGCAGAGGGCAGGGUGAGGUGUCUGCCAGCCACCAGUCCCCAGAUCACAUAACACCUCACAACAUCUUGUCCCCAAUGAACUGGCAGGGACUCCUGCAGAGGGUGGGCGCUGCCGUAUCUAACUGGGAGGGUUGUGCAGAUCCAUCUGAGCCAGUUUAUGGAAUGUUCUUGGGGGCCCCUGCCCCUUCCUUGGCGCCCACUCCACCCCCGCUAAAGGAAGGAAAAUUAUUUUUCGUAUUGUAAACUUUAAACAUGAAAAAGCUGUUUUUAAUUAGCAGAAGCUGACUUGCAUGUUCAGUCAGUAAAUGUCUGUGUCCUUCCAAGAAAGGGAACACGCCUUUGUACUGCACAUGCGCACACCACACACGCACACCCUCUGAAUGCAAGGACACAUAGUAACUCAUAAGCGCACACAGCUAAACUGGACAUGCCAAACUCGUGUGCUUCUGUCUGUGUACCACUUCAGACACAC
Molecule: messenger RNA, 4045 nt
Organism: Chionomys nivalis (European snow vole)
Lineage: Eukaryota; Metazoa; Chordata; Mammalia; Rodentia; Cricetidae
Gene: Klhl26
Product: kelch like family member 26
Exons: 3
Coding region: 317-1894 (525 amino acids)
Molecular function (GO): protein binding
Source: RefSeq, a predicted model, not a curated record